GGUAUGGGACCUAAAGUCCAAGGUUUGGAUUCAUCCUUUUGAAAAUAUCUGAACCAAAGCAGCUGGCAAAGGCAAAACUCUUCUUGGAGCUACACUGCUCAGCUAGCAGCCAACCAUUCACUGAUGCAGAGUCUAUACUGUAUGUAGAUCUAUGCUUCCCCCUACCUUCAUGUUUCAACACCGUGCAAGUUGAGGCUACUCAAGUUUCUAUUCCUGGUUGCGACACGAUGAUGAAUGGUUUUCCGGCAAAGUCUGCGGUGAUUGCAGCCCUACUAGUAGUGUUGCUUCUAAUGGGGGCCUUUCCAGCAGCUUCUGCAUCAAUUCCAGUUGGUGGCAAGGAAUAUGGCUCAGUAAGAACAUUGUCAAUGAGAGAAGGUUGCUUUGGAAAUAGAUGUCAAAGAAUGGACCUUUUCUAUAAUAAAGGCAGCCAAAAGCUGGACUUGAGUUUGAGGAGGCUGCAGCAAUCUAGACAUCAGCCACCACCUGCACCUUCCAGAAAUGGAUUUCAUAUAUGGUCUGUUCCCCCAGCUCCACCACCUCCAGCACAAUUACACCCCUAAAAUGUUGCUGUCUAUUUAAUUCUGUGUAAUAUAUUUUCCCUUAAUGAAAUAAAUAAACCCAUUUAUAUAUCAAUUCAAUCAUAUUCAACUC
Messenger RNA from Fragaria vesca subsp. vesca, 651 nucleotides. RefSeq lists its product as uncharacterized. Bases 228 to 560 code for a protein of 110 amino acids. The record is from RefSeq and is a predicted model, not a curated record. The transcript has 2 exons. NCBI's taxonomy places the organism in Eukaryota, Viridiplantae, Streptophyta, Magnoliopsida, Rosales, Rosaceae.